This is a messenger RNA of Pungitius pungitius (ninespine stickleback), 2487 nucleotides long. It is a transcript of the gene grk6, whose product is annotated as G protein-coupled receptor kinase 6. Gene Ontology annotation, cellular component: cytoplasm. The record is from RefSeq and is a predicted model, not a curated record. Gene Ontology annotation, biological process: regulation of signal transduction; signal transduction; protein phosphorylation. The coding region runs from base 139 to 1866 and encodes 575 amino acids. Gene Ontology annotation, molecular function: G protein-coupled receptor kinase activity; ATP binding. The transcript has 16 exons. Lineage: Eukaryota; Metazoa; Chordata; Actinopteri; Perciformes; Gasterosteidae.
AGGGAGGGGGGUGGUGGUGGAGGAGGUGGUGGUGGGGCCAGCCAGGAGCUCCGUCUGUUGUAACCCCGGACAGCAUCAACGUCGCCCCGGUGGAGUGAACGGAGUGAAGAAGGCUGCGGACCCCGGGCGCGCAUCGACAUGGAGCUGGAGAAUAUCGUGGCCAACACCGUGCUGCUGAAAGCACGCGAAGGAGGCGGCGGGAACAGAAAAGGAAAAAGCAAGAAGUGGAAGCAGCUGCUGCAGUUCCCCCACAUCAGUCUGUGUGAAGAGCUGCGACAGACCACAGAGAAGGACUACAGCAGCCUCUGCGAGCGGCAGCCCAUCGGACGGCUGCUGUUCCGACAGUUCUGCGAGACUCAACCCGAACUGAGGCGCUGCGUCAAAUUCCUGGACGCUGUGGCCGAGUACGAGGUGGCUCCGGACGAGAAGAGGAAGGAGUGCGGCCAGGAGCUCGUCAACAAAUACUUUGACCCGAAGGUGGAGGACCAUGUGCCCGAGGUGGAGGAGGCGAUGAUGGCUCAGUGUGCCGAGAGGCUGCAGCAGGAGGCCUGCAAGGAUCUCUUCAAGGACUGUACCAAAUUGAUCCACGGCUACCUGAGCGUGGCGCCCUUCGCCGACUACCUCGACAGCAUGUACUACAACCGGUUCCUCCAGUGGAAAUGGCUGGAGAGGCAACCGGUGACGAAAAACACAUUCCGACAGUACAGAGUUUUGGGCAAAGGAGGCUUCGGAGAGGUGUGUGCGUGUCAGGUGAGGGCCACGGGCAAAAUGUACGCCUGUAAAAAACUGGAGAAGAAGAGGAUCAAGAAAAGGAAAGGAGAGUCCAUGGCGCUCAAUGAGAAACAGAUCCUGGAGAAAGUCAACAGCAGAUUUGUAGUGAGCCUGGCGUACGCCUACGAGACCAAGGACGCUCUGUGCCUGGUGUUGACCCUCAUGAACGGAGGGGACCUCAAGUUUCACAUCUACCACAUGGGCGACGCGGGCUUCGACGAGAAGAGGGCCGUCUUCUACUCGGCGGAGAUCUGCUGCGGGCUGGAGGACCUGCACCGGGAACGCAUCGUCUACAGAGACCUGAAACCGGAGAACAUCCUGCUGGACGACCACGGCCACAUCCGGAUAUCGGACCUCGGGUUAGCGGUCCACGUGCCGGAGGGACAGACCAUCAAGGGACGGGUGGGGACGGUGGGAUACAUGGCUCCGGAGGUGGUGAAGAACGAGCGCUACACCUUCAGCCCCGACUGGUGGGCGCUGGGCUGCCUGCUGUACGAGAUGAUCGAGGGCCAGUCCCCCUUCCAGCAGAGGAAGAAGAAGAUCAAGAGGGAGGAAGUGGAGCGGCUCGUGAGGGAGGUGGAGGAGGAAUAUUCCAGCAAGUUCUCCGAGGACGCCAAGUCCCUCUGUAGAAUGCUCCUGGCCAAAGAUCCCGCGCAGAGGACGGGCUGCCAGGGGGGCGGAGCGUCCGAGGUCAAAGCCCACACCAUCUUCUGCUCCAUCAACUUCAAGCGCCUGGUGGCCGGGAUGCUGCAGGCGCCCUUCACUCCCGACCCGCAGGCCAUCUACUGCAAAGACGUGCUGGACAUCGAGCAGUUCUCCACCGUGAAAGGAGUGGAGCUGGAGCCCAAAGACGAGUCCUUCUACAGCAAAGUGUCCACGGGCUGCGUCUCCAUUCCCUGGCAGGACGAGAUGAUCGAGACGGAGUGCUUCACGGAGCUGAACGUUUUCCACCAGGACGGCACCGUCCCUCCCGACCUGGACUGGAGGGGACAGCCGUCCCCUCCGCCCAAACAGGGACUCAUGCAGCGGCUGUUCGGCCGGCAGGACUGCUGUGGUAACUGCAGUGACAGUGAUGAAGAGCCCACAAGGCUGUGACCCCCCCCCCCCCCCCCAGACACACACACACGCACACAGACACACAAUCCCAUUUGUUUACAACUUUUGCACAUUUGUAUUUUUAACAUAGUACUAUCUCUAAGUGUCAGAAUGUAUAUUUUCAGCAUUGCCAUAACGUUUAAUGUUAUUUAAAAAGUUGUGAAAUAUCGGCCUUCGACGCGUUCCAGGACAACGGGAACUUUGUUAAACACACACAAAAAAAGAAUAAAAAAGACACAAACCAUCGGCCCAGGGGGGGGGCGCUUUGCUUCCCACUUGACACGUGUCCCCGUGUAACUGAUGCGGCUCCACUGGACCAAUCGGCUGCUGUAGAAGUGCCUUGCUGGACGGCGCCGUGACAGCGGUGACCAAUGGGAGGGCCGAGCAUUCCCGGAUCUCUUUACAGUGACUUUCAGCUCGUGAAUUGUGACCACUUUUCUUCCUCCGGCCCUUGAUUUCUUCAGUUAGUUAGCUGCACUUUUGAGUUCCGCAGUGCCCCCCCCCCCCCUCCUUUUCCUUCUAUUUAAUUCUUAGAAAAGUGGGAUAUUUUUUUAUUUUGCUUCGCCAUGAAGUUGUCUACAUCUGCUGAUAUUUUUAUAUAAAGUUUUUUUUUUUUUCAAA